Molecule: messenger RNA, 948 nt
Organism: Sorex araneus (European shrew)
Lineage: Eukaryota; Metazoa; Chordata; Mammalia; Eulipotyphla; Soricidae
Product: olfactory receptor 1361-like
Exons: 1
Coding region: 1-948 (315 amino acids)
Biological process (GO): G protein-coupled receptor signaling pathway
Cellular component (GO): membrane
Molecular function (GO): G protein-coupled receptor activity; olfactory receptor activity
Source: RefSeq, a predicted model, not a curated record
AUGUUUUUGGAAGGGGGAAACCUUACCCAGGUCUCUGAGUUCCUGCUAAUGGGCCUCUCCGAGGACCCCCGGGAGCAGCAGCUGCUCUUCAUUCUCUUCCUGGUUAUGUACCUGGUCACAGUGCUGGGCAACCUGCUCAUCGUCCUGGCCAUUGUCGCCGACGCCCGGCUCCACACCCCCAUGUACUUCUUCCUGGCCAACCUGGCCUUCGUGGACAUUUGCUUCACCACCACCACCAUCCCAAAGACACUUAUCAAUCAUGUCACUGGGGAUAAAGGGAUCUCGCUAGCCGGAUGUUUUACGCAGACAUUCUUCACUAUCUUGUUUGCGAGUCUUGACUGCUACCUGCUGCUUGUCAUGGCCUAUGACCGCUAUGAGGCCAUCUGCCACCCCCUGCACUAUGCCACGUCUGUGACACCCCAGGUCUGCAGCCUCCUGGUGGGGGCGUCCUGGGCCACAUCAUUCGGGCAUUCCUUGGUGCACGUCAUAUUGCUGAGCCGUCUCUUAUUCUGCACGCACAACCGGGUCCCUAAUUUCUUUUGUGAAAUAGGCACCAUGCUGAAUCUGGCCUGCUCUGACACUUUUGUCAGCAACAUAGCAGUGAACUCAGUGACUGCCCUGACAGUCAUUCUCCCCUUUGUGGGCAUCUUGAUCUCAUACUUGCUUAUCUUCGCGGCCGUGCUGAGGAUCCCGUCCAAGACAGGCAAGCAGAAGGCUUUCUCCACCUGUGGCUCCCACGUCUCCGUGGUGACCCUGUUCUACGGGACCCUCAUCGGGGUGUAUUUCAACCCCACGUCCUCCCACACUGCCCAGAAGGACACAGUUGCUGCAUUAAUGUACACCGUGGUCACCCCCAUGAUGAACCCCUUCAUCUACAGCCUCCGGAACAAGGACAUGAAGGACGCCCUGGCAGCCCUGGUCAGCAGGAAGCCAGGUUUUUCUCAGUAA